AGUAAUAAGCUGUUUUUAUAUAGAGCCAAAAAAUUAACCUGUCAAUAUAAAUUUAUGAAAAUCAACGAAAAUAUAUGGAAGAAGAGAUAUGUUAUAUCUAAUAACCCUGCACAAUAUAUAAUUUCACAAAAUUUUUUUAAACAACAAAAUAUUUAUUAUUUUUGGUGUACCCAUUUGGACUAUUCGUACUUCACGUCAAAUGACGUCACGAUUUCAAAACACAUUUACCUACACAGGUCUGUGUUUACCUAAUACUUUUAAUGAAGGGUUACUUUUGGAUUUAAGUGUAUAGAAGAUGAUUAAAUCUGCACAUAAAAAUACAGAUAAUGCAUUUUAACUAUUUAUUGUUAAUGUUCGAUCGUAAUUAAUCAAUUUAACUGAGAUAUAUAUGCCUAAAUGGAAUCGCUUAAUAUAGAAACAAUAUAUUCGUUUGACACUGAAUACAGUGCAGAUUCUGUGGAAUGGUGUCCUCAUAAACCCAAUCAAAAUAUAUUUGUAUGUGCAAACUAUCAGUUAAUAGAAAGUACAACAGAUACGUGUACCACUAAACGUUUGGGAAGACUUCUCCUUUUUUCAAUCCAUCAUAGAAAUGGAUUAAAGUUAUUACAAAGAAUAGAUACUCCAGCUAUUUUGGAUCAAAAAUGGUGUCAUAAGAAAAUAGAUAAUGAUUCAAUCCUUGGAGUUGUAAAUGCUGAAAAAUCAGUAUCACUGUAUAAACUUAAUGGUUACACUCUCGAGUUAGAAUUAAUAACAACUUAUAAAGUAGAUUCAGAUACAUCAGAAACACUUGUUCUAUCACUAGAUUGGUCAAAAAGUGUCUCAAACUGUAAUGAAAUUGAAAUUGCUUGUAGUGAUUCUAAAGGAAAUAUUCAUUUACUUGAAUUGGAUAAUAAUAUUUUAGUUUUAAAAGAUAGCUGGCAUGGACAUGAUUUUGAAGCUUGGAUUACCGGAUUUUACUAUUGGGACACUAAUAUAAUUUUUAGUGGUGGUGAUGAUUGCUUAUUUCUGAAAUUUGAUAAAAGAGUUGGAUCACAGCCAAUAUCAAAGAAUAAAAAUCAUGGAGCUGGCGUUACUUCAUUUCACUCCAAUUCUUUUAAAGAAUAUCUUGUAGCAUCAGGAAGUUAUGAUGAACAUGUACGUCUUUGGGAUGUGAGAAAAAUGAAAUCAGAAAUAGAUACUAUAAAAAUGCCUGGUACUCUUUGGAGGUUAAAAUGGGAUCCUUUUGAACAAAAUAAACUAUUAGCAGCAUGUAUGUUAGGAGGAGUGCAUAUAUUAAAUAUUGACACACAUAAUCGAAUGGACUUAAUAGCAAGUUAUUUUGAACAUAAAAACAUCUCAUAUGGUGCCGAUUGGUCAUAUCUUGAUAAAGAUGAAUGUAAUAAAUUUGACAAUGUUGGUGAUUGCAUAAUUGGGAGUUGUUCAUUUUAUGAUCAUUUACUUUGUAUUUCUAAAGUUAAUUUCAAAAUUAAAUGAUAUUUUCCAAA
This is a messenger RNA of Diorhabda carinulata, 1484 nucleotides long. Its product is annotated as diphthine methyltransferase. Gene Ontology annotation, molecular function: protein binding. The coding region runs from base 397 to 1473 and encodes 358 amino acids. The record is from RefSeq and is a predicted model, not a curated record. Lineage: Eukaryota; Metazoa; Arthropoda; Insecta; Coleoptera; Chrysomelidae. The transcript is spliced from 4 exons.